UGAUUGACAUGUUUUUGGCGCAUUUUUGUUUUUGUUAAGUUAAAAGUUCUAAAUGUCGGCUUAAAGACGCUUCUCCGUUAGUUGGCUACUUCAAAAAUGGGUAUAAAAGGUCUGUCAUCAUAUAUUCAGGCGAGAUCAGAGAAGUGUCUUGAAGAUUUCAAGCUUCAUAACUCUAAAAUAGUCAUUGAUGGGAGCAACCUACUACAUUUUUUAUACCUCGCCUGUCCAAAACAGAACGCAUGCUUUGGGGGUGACUAUAAUAUUUUUUGUGAUUAUGUUCGAGAAAUAUUUAGGCUGCUGAAGAAAUGCAAUAUAAAUGCAAUAGUUGUCUUUGAUGGUGGGAUGGAUGUGGGGGACAGGAAACAGAAAACCAGGCUACUUCGAGCAAAACAAAAGAUAGUUGCUUCUAUCAAAGUUAAGCCCAGCAAUCAGCACAGGAUGUCUGUGCUUCCUUUACUACUCAAAAUUGCAUUUCUGACUGUGCUAAAGGAGUUCAAUGUUGAAAUUGUCCAGUGUCAGUAUGAAGCUGAUGGUGAUAUUGCCUCCCUAGCUCGUGGUUUGAAGUGUCCAGUUGUUAGUAAUGAUUCAGAUUUUUAUGUUAUGGAUGUGGUUGUCAUUCCUUUAUCCCUAAUGGAACUCACUGGCGCAGUGAAAUGCGAUGAUGGAUUUGCCAUACAAUGUAAAAUAUUUUACAUGGCUAACUUCCUGAAAUUCAUAGGUCACGAAGAUGCCUCCAUUUUUCCGCUAAUGGGUACUCUUCUAGGAAACGAUUAUGCUGACAAAAGACUCUUCGAAAAUAUUUUCUCCCAAAUUCACUUGCCUAAAAGUAAAUCUAUGAACGACCAACACAGAAAACUUCAAGGAGUUUUGGAAUGGUUGAAGGGCCAGACUGUGGAAGAAGCUAUUGAUCGAAUUCUUAUGUUCGUCAAGAAGAUUCACCAUAUUGAAGUGGAAGUAGCUAUUCGUACCAGUCUAAACGCGUACGAGGAUGAAAACAACGGACAGAUGAAUUCCGUCAUCGACCUUAGGGGAAAAGUAGUUACAAGCUUAAUGCAGGAAGGCUUACCGGAAUGGUUCUGUAACCUGUAUGCAGAUGCAGACAUUCCACCCUGGGUCCUGGAAGUGAUGCUGUCCCACAAAAUGCCAUAUCAGUCUCAAGUGGAAGCAGUGGGUUCUAGCAACAGUUUCUGCUGCUGCUCCGACCUUUUGAAAGCGAUCGCUUUGAUUUUUUGGGACUCACAAAUCGAUUGCCAACUCAGGACAUUAUGGAGAAAGAAUUCAGAAUUAGUAUUCAAAAACCUCACAAUAUCACGCUUGGACUUCUUGGUAACCUUGCCUGGACUGUCUUCUGUUGGAGCCAUGACAUUACAAGAGAGGCAGGAACUGCUUUUCGAUACCAUUCUCGAAAAAAACAUUGGCCGCGUACUGGAGUUGCCAACCAAAUGGCAACUGGUUUUCGCCACAGUUAUCCAUUGGAUAAGGCAUUCGCAUUGUCGCGUUCGGAGCUACCAUGUUGACGGACUAGUUGUCGGCCUUAUUUACCUGUCCAUGGUUGAGCCACGCAUCGGUCGUGUUCGCAGCCUAAAGCGUCUAGAGAACAACUCGAAUAAAGCAAAGGAUGAUUCUUCGGUUGACUACGUAAACAUGGCCAAAAACACCUUUAAACUCCAAGAAAUUGCAGCGAGAAUGCUAUCACAUGACAUCAACUUUGACCGUGACAUCGUGCACGUCUUAGCUGAAUUUCAGGCAACGUUUUAUUUCGUCCACACGCUUAAUCGAGUUCUCGACAGCGGUCUGCCUUGUGCAUCUCCAUCGGAUUUUUACUGGGGGACAUUUAUUUACAACGCUGUGUGCCUAUUCAAAGGUUACGAUAGGUUAAGUUUGGCGGAGAAAUUAUUUAGCGGAACAACGUCUGUAUUGUUCAAGACCUUCCAGCAGUACACUGAAAUUGUCUACGAGUUAGCCCCUUCAAAUCUCAUGAACUGGGUACCGCACGGUCCAAAUAAGCCGAAAAAGCGAACAAAGAAACCUAAAGAAAAGCCAACGACAACAGAACAGACGUCAUCGUCAUCUGAAGAAGAUAGUACCGUGAAUGAUAAUGAUGUUGAGUUGGUUGGAAAUCGCUUCAAAUUGCUCACGUUUACUUAGAAAAUGGCACAAUUCUUGAAAGUGUCCUAAAACCCGAUGCAAUACAAAUAUUUAAAAAGGG
Molecule: messenger RNA, 2209 nt
Organism: Daphnia carinata
Lineage: Eukaryota; Metazoa; Arthropoda; Branchiopoda; Diplostraca; Daphniidae
Gene: ast
Product: protein asteroid homolog 1-like
Exons: 6
Coding region: 97-2148 (683 amino acids)
Molecular function (GO): nuclease activity
Source: RefSeq, a predicted model, not a curated record